AUGCAUUUGGUGACUCGCAACUCUCAGGGGCCUCCGAUUCGCAACGUCGCCAUCGAGCUCCACCCGGCGCGCCCGCGCUGUCAACGAACACUUCGCGAGCGGAUCAGUCUCGUCGUUCAUUUUUGGAUCCAAUGCAUCAACCGCCCGACGACCGCAAUUGCUGCCUCCACGACCGAGCCUACUUCAACUUCCACGACGACCACCUCGGUACCAACCCUCACCACGGAUGAUUUGAAUCCCCGUGCCUCCUUGCCAUCGGCCACUAACGCCUCCACGACCUUUGACUCAACUACGACAACAACGUCGAACACAACCUCAUCUCUCAACAUCGCCGACAACCCAGACGCUCCUGACAGCGUGACGAUCGUCGGCAUAUUCACCAUUGCCACCUCACCUUCAGCGGUGUGA
Messenger RNA from Spirometra erinaceieuropaei, 408 nucleotides. The record is from the annotation of a GenBank genome assembly. NCBI's taxonomy places the organism in Eukaryota, Metazoa, Platyhelminthes, Cestoda, Diphyllobothriidea, Diphyllobothriidae.